UUGCUUAGUGCUCCUUCGCACCAAAAAUCUGCGGAAUGGAUGGUUUUUUUUUUUGUAAAUUGUUCAGUGUUCGUAAUUAAGUAUAUAAAUGAAAUUCAGAGGUAUGGAUCCCAAUUAAAACACAUAAUAACGGGUUCUUACCGCGUUUAAAGUAGGGAUAUGAGAUAUUUCGUGGAUAUGAAUCCCACAGCGAGUCCUACCCUGGACUUAAUAUGCAGCGUGUUGGCUGUGGGUACCACUAAUCCACUGCUUUAUUUUUCAGCCCCUGACUCCAUCUUAUUUCGUAUUUCUGUCCAUGUACAUACUGAUUAUGGUAUUAGAAAUCCUCAUUCCAUGCUGGUUUGGUCAUCAGAUUACUGACAAGAGCGUCCAGCUGGCCGUGACUAUCUACAACUGUGACUGGCCUUCCCGCCCACGUCGCUUCGCGUCAAGUCUGCGACUCUUCGUGGAGAGAGCUCGCAAACCACUCUCCAUUACAGGAUGGAAGAUAUUCCCACUGAUGCUGACCACUUUCACUUCGAUUGCUAAUUCUGCAUACUCCUUCUAUACAUUACUUCGGAACGUGCAGAAUGAAGAAUAAGUCACUGGUUGCACGCAGGGUUGAUUUAAAUCAACCCCGAGUACUUUGUAAUUGGUUACUUGGCAACCUAGUCAAAUAAGAUACUUUUUACGAAACGUCAAAACGAAAGUUUUCUUUGGAGUUGUAUGGAAUCACUGUACUGUGACGUCAUCAAUAAAAGCGGUCAA
Molecule: messenger RNA, 747 nt
Organism: Pectinophora gossypiella (pink bollworm)
Lineage: Eukaryota; Metazoa; Arthropoda; Insecta; Lepidoptera; Gelechiidae
Product: odorant receptor 4-like
Exons: 3
Coding region: 296-580 (94 amino acids)
Biological process (GO): detection of chemical stimulus involved in sensory perception of smell; sensory perception of smell
Cellular component (GO): plasma membrane
Molecular function (GO): odorant binding; olfactory receptor activity
Source: RefSeq, a predicted model, not a curated record